AUGACCUCCAACAUCACCACACGCGAUGAGUUUGAUUCUAUUUCAGAGGGUUGCUUCUUGGUAAUGCCUCCUCGUCAUACGACAACCAGAAAGCGUAAAAGAGUAUCUAUCAAAGACGUCAAAGCCACAACCUCUCGUCCUAAAGUGACAUUAUCCGAUGGAUUCCAACGCCUGUUUCGAGGCGAUGAGCCCAAAGAAAACAUGGAAUUGCGCAGAAAAGGAUUCGAGGAAACUUGGAAAAAAACGGAAGAUCUUGUUGAGGUACCCUAUCUCUUCUCUAGCUGCAACUACCAGUAUGAUAAGAAUAAUAAAGAUCAAUACUCUACCAAUACAACCCGAAGAACUCUAGGAAUUAUGCUGGAUAUGAAUCAUACUUGUUUAGAUAACAUCAGUCAAUUUGUAGACAGAGCUUAUGAUACAGAAUCAACUAUGAAGAGUUUGAUUGCAUUGCCGUACCAUGAAAUCCCUACUGGGCUAGUAUUUGCAGGCAUUAAUACCCCAGAUCAUGCUACUCCGUUUGAGCAACUUACUUCGCUACUAUCAUUACCAGCAACUCCCGAGAACAAGCGUACAAAAGACAAUUAUGUAGCCUUAUUACAAUCCAAGGAUUGCGCUACACUUCAGAUUAUGAUGGCUCGUGUAAUUGAGCAGUUUUUAGCAUCAAAUGAUCCUUCUCAAAUAUCAGACAAAAUGGAUAUUGAUAAUGAAGAAAAUGGAGACGAAAACGAAAGCGAAGAGGAUGGUGAAGAAGGUGAAUCACGGGAAAAACACGAAGAAUCAAGUAAAUCGUAUACUCUGACAGCGAAUUCUGGGGACAAUACAUGCCGACUUCAACGCUACGAUCUACAGAUGCUUGAGGGAUGGUACAAACACCAAAUGGAUAUCAGAGAAAACAAGAGCGCACCUCGUUCAAAUCUCGUCGUAAUUCUUCAGGAUCUCGAAUCAUUUGCACCAGAUGUUCUUCAGAAUUUUAUUACUAUCUGUAGUGAAUAUCGUCUUCGGAUUCCCAUUGUAUUCAUCAUUGGUAUCGCAACAUCUACCGAGAUUCUUCACCAGUCCUUGAGCAAAUCAACUCUCGGAUUAUUGAGAAUCGAGAAAUUUUGGCUGCAGCAAAGUGAAGCAUGGUUUAACAGAGUGAUCGAAACAGUUUUUAUUGACACACCACACACAAUAAAAUUUGGUGCUCGUCCUUACAAGUUCAUGUUAGAUCAUUUUUAUCUGUAUGAUUUCUCAAUUGGUGCAGUUAAAUCCAGUCUAAAGUAUGCUUUGAUGCACUGUUUUUAUGGUAGCUCUCUAUCUAUAUUUCUUCCUCUAUUGGGUCGAUCUAGACCAGAUACUCUUAAAAAGCUUCAAGAAAUGCGGAAACGUAAAUUGAUCACUCAGGAUCACAUCAAUACCCUUCGAAUGCAAGCUUCCUUCAAAACCUAUAUAGAGUCAAUCUGUGAUACCGAACCUUCCAAAGCUCUCAGACUCGUAACGGAUGAUGAUUUUUUUACGACUGCGGCCAUGGCAGAUUUCCUGUGUGGAAUUGAGACCUAUCGACAAAAAUUCAAGUUUGGAUUGGAUUUAAUCCAGGUCCUCCAAGGACAAUUCUCGGCAUUCUCGACCUUACGUAAAUCCAAACGAAUGCUUUUACUUCAGAGCCUCGAGACUCGGGACGGCCUUGUUGGUGGGGACAGCACACACAGCGAAGUGACCAGAUGGCUAGUGAGCCUUGUGCGUAAGGUCGAGCCUGAUGCCUUGGAGAGUUUGUUGGACGCUUUGGAAGGUUUGAUGGAAAGUAAUCCAGACUACAAACAACGCUGCAUGACUGUAGUUGAUGGUGAAUCUCGGUACAAGAUCUCGAUGUGGAAGGAACGUUUGGUAGAACUCUUGGCUGGGGAUAAAACCUAUGUGGCUCGUAUGGAAAAAAAGGCCAAAAGAUUAGAAGGAAUGUCUCUCCCGGACAUGGAAGAGAAAAGAAGUACAGAAACAUCAAAGAAAGUCCACGCAGAAGCCAUUGCUCACAUGAAGCGAAAGGGUACCGAAGUGUCCAAGUUGGCUAUGGAAAUUUCUGAUUGGAUUCAUUACAUAUUCUAUGAGUGUCUUCAGUCCUAUACACAAGUUCCUAUGCAUGAAUUGGUAUAUUAUGUACAAUCUAAAUUACAUGAAAAGUCUUUUUCAGCUCAACCGAGGGCAUCUGUACAGACUGCUCUGACCAACUCAAAACAUUAUCUGGAUUGUCAAUGCUGUCAAGGUGGCCAGGAUCAAUUGCUACCUUCUGAACCUGACAGCUGUAUUCUUUACAAACUAUAUCUGGAGUGUGGACGAAUGAUCAAUCUUUACGACUGGUUUGUUGCAUUUGGGUGUAUAAUCGAACGAGAAAAAAGCCCGGCAGAUAAUCCUUUGAAUGAAAAUGAAGUACAAGCACGAUUUAUUCGGUCUGUUGCUGAGCUUCAGUUCCUUGGGUUCAUCAAACCUACUCAACGCAAGACAGAUCAUGUUAUGCGAUUGACAUGGUCCAACAUCUAA
Phycomyces blakesleeanus NRRL 1555(-) is the source of this 2511-nucleotide messenger RNA. RefSeq lists its product as hypothetical. Gene Ontology annotation, biological process: DNA replication initiation; DNA replication. The coding region runs from base 1 to 2511 and encodes 836 amino acids. Gene Ontology annotation, cellular component: nuclear pre-replicative complex; nuclear origin of replication recognition complex; DNA replication preinitiation complex. The record is from RefSeq and is a predicted model, not a curated record. Lineage: Eukaryota; Fungi; Mucoromycota; Mucoromycetes; Mucorales; Phycomycetaceae. Gene Ontology annotation, molecular function: DNA replication origin binding. The transcript has 11 exons.